Purpureocillium takamizusanense is the source of this 532-nucleotide messenger RNA. It is a transcript of the gene TIM10, whose product is annotated as protein transporter tim10. The record is from RefSeq and is a predicted model, not a curated record. The transcript has 2 exons. Gene Ontology annotation, biological process: protein insertion into mitochondrial inner membrane. The coding region runs from base 205 to 504 and encodes 99 amino acids. Gene Ontology annotation, cellular component: mitochondrial inner membrane. NCBI's taxonomy places the organism in Eukaryota, Fungi, Ascomycota, Sordariomycetes, Hypocreales, Ophiocordycipitaceae.
CGUCACAAGCUCCCAUCUGCCGCCCAAACGUCGUCGAGAGAGCAGCCUCCCCCCCGUCGCUCGACAAUCUAUCCAUUUUGUUCUCCCUCAGCGCCGUCGCACGACCUCUUCUUCUCGCGUCGCCUGCCCGAACGUCGCACGUCUUUUCCGCCCUCGGAUUAACAAAAGAACAAGGAACAAAUCCCACCCCCGGUUCCGCCCAGCAUGUCGUUCCUCGGAAUGGGCCGCCAGCAGCCCACGUCGGAGCAGAAGAUUGCCGCCGUCGAGGGCGAGAUGCGCAUGAUGGCUGACACGUACAACCGCCUGCAGCAGGCGUGCCAGAAGAAGUGCGUCCCGACCGACUACCGCGAGGGCGAGCUCAACAAGGGCGAGUCAGUGUGCCUCGACCGCUGCACCGCAAAGUUCCUCGACACGAGCAUGAAGGUCAGCGAGAUCAUGCAGCAGCAGGGCCAGGCCAUGGGCGGCGCCGCGCCCCAGCAAGGCGGCGGCGGCGGCCUCUUUUAAACAAGCGACUGCGAGCGGCUUGUUCCCC